Thelazia callipaeda (thelaziosis nematode) is the source of this 1386-nucleotide messenger RNA. Lineage: Eukaryota; Metazoa; Nematoda; Chromadorea; Rhabditida; Thelaziidae. The record is from the annotation of a GenBank genome assembly.
AUGCUCUUCCAGUCCGCUAAAAAGAGUGUAUUAGGAAGUUCUGGCACUCAGAAGAAAAAUGAAUUGUCCUUUCUAAACCGAAAGAAACUACGUCAUUUACUAGUUUUACAUGCUAUAAAAGCUGUUGACCGGGAGGAAAUCACUGAAAGUGCGACAGUUGUUCAACCAAGGAUGUUUGUUAUAGUGUUAAAGAUGCCGAAAAAGGAUGGUCAACACUUGAAAGCAGUACUCUUUAGGAAACAGCUUAUUUUUCUUUAUGGCAAAGAUAGUUCAGAAGUAGUGGUGAACUUGCGUGAUAGUAAUGACGGCUUCUACAAACUUAUUGUGCACUACAAAAAAGAUACUAUACUAGAAAUAAUUAUGCAAAAAUAUAAGGCACUUGGAGCAUCAGAAAUAAGUGAAAUUAAAAAUGAACGAUACGAUUUCCGCUUUUGUGCGUGUGAUAGCGAAACGAAAGAACCAGAGAACACUACUGGUUGUAGCUGUUCAACAGUUAUAACUGGCCUAGCCAACCUGUUGUACACAAAGAUCAAAAUUGGUGCGCGUAGUCUGACGGAUCCACCAUACCAGUUAAUUACGAAUUCUCGAUUUAAGAAUACAGCAUUUCUGUCAUGUUCCAGAAACAGCUACUGUGAAGACUGCAUACCCUGCAAAAGUGGAUACAUUCAACUCAACUACAUCAGUCUAUUCAGUUCUUCAGUCACUGCUUCAAAACAAAUGUAUGUGCAAGAUACUGCACAGCCUGAUAAAGCAAAACAGUGGCCAACUAUGCAAUUAAAAAAAUUAAGCACUACUGAAAUAAGUAUAGAUGAUUUUAAUAGCAUUGCCAAGAUAAAAGAAUACUUGUUGCGAAGUGCUAAAAAGCGUAACAUACCGCCAUCCGAGUUCAAUAUAGUUGCCUACAAAGAUGCUAUUCUCCUACGCCAUAACGUUUAUCGUAGCAGACACGGUGUUGCACCACUUAAUAGCGACAGUGAACUUGAACAAAACGCUGAAACAUGGGCACAACGACUCGCUAAUAAAACAGACUGCUUGAUACACGAUCCAUUUGGAGAAAACAUAUUCUAUUAUGCUACUGAUUUGUUGCCUGAUGAAGAAACAAUGGCACUGAUGACUGUACAAAGCUUCUAUCUUGAAUCGUAUGGAUACAAUUAUAAAACGCACCAUCAUUUAGACUACGAACGCAAAGGACACUUUACUCAACUUAUUUGGAAAUCAACACUGCGAAUGGGUGUUGGUGUAGCAAUGCGGUACUUCAGUGGACAUCGUGAAAACAGCUGUCAACCUGACUUUCCUUCUACAAUAAUUUACGCCGUUGUUAAAUACGACCCACCUGGAAAUAUCCUCAGUAUGACACAAUACGACGACAACGUAUUGCCACCUUAA